Penicillium verrucosum is the source of this 4218-nucleotide messenger RNA. RefSeq lists its product as uncharacterized. Gene Ontology annotation, biological process: nucleoside metabolic process. The record is from RefSeq and is a predicted model, not a curated record. Gene Ontology annotation, molecular function: protein binding; catalytic activity. The transcript is spliced from 2 exons. Bases 1 to 4218 code for a protein of 1405 amino acids. Lineage: Eukaryota; Fungi; Ascomycota; Eurotiomycetes; Eurotiales; Aspergillaceae.
AUGGCAGCGGCAAAGCUUAUGUUGGAGAGAGUCCAUCCUGCAUUAUAUCAGCCACAAACCGACCACAACGCCUAUACACUUGGGAGUGUCAGUGGUCAUCAUGUUGUUAUUGCCUGUCUUCCCACGGGUGUCUAUGGAACUACAUCUGCGGCGAUUGUGCUUGGCCAAAUGAUGCAGACAUUCCCUUCUCUCGAGUUUGGACUUAUGGUAGGCAUCGGGGGUGGUGUGCCCAGUAGAAAGACUGAUAUCCGCCUUGGAGAUGUCGUUGUGAGUACGCCGACUUCUGCUUCUACCUUUGGGGGUGUCAUCCAGUAUGACUAUGGAAAGACACUUCAUGAUGGAUCUUUUCAGCAAACUGGGUCACUCAACAAGCCUCCUCGACAUUUGCUCACAGCAAUAUCACAAAUGCGGAGUGACGACUUUCUGAGUGAUACUCUGAUUGAGAAAACGAUAUCGGAUAUACUCGACAAACACGAGAAGGUUCGAGAUCGGUUUUCGCGACCAGAGAACGACUGGCUGUUUAAGCCGAGCUACAACCAUUUUAGAAGUGAAGAUACCGACUGUUCAGCAUGCGAUCACACACAGUUACACGUUCGAAACCCGCGAGAUUCUAAGAAGCCAGUCAUCCAUCACGGUCUAAUUGCUUCUGGGAAUCAAGUUAUGAAAGACCCUAAGACAAGGGAUGCUCUAGCACAGGGAAGAGAUAUUCUCUGUUUUGAAAUGGAAGCCGCCGGUCUGAUGGAUCAGUUGCCAUGUCUUGUUAUCCGGGGAAUAUGCGACUAUUGCGACUCGCAUAAAAGCAAACAAUGGCAGGGAUACGCCGCUCUUACUGCAGCUGCUUACACAAAAAGGCUUCUUGGUGUGCUUCCUGAAUACGAUGAUGUCAGUGGUUUUAGAAAGGGACCAGCCCACCACAUAGCCCCUUCCCCAAAUGACCUUGAGCGUAUCAAGGGGAUUCUGCAACCCUCUGUGCAUCCCCUCGACACGUAUCAAAAUAUCGCCAAGCGACGGGUUCCGGGCACUGGAGACUGGGUCCGAAAUGAGUUGCUAUUCCAGACUUGGGUUGAAACAGAUGAUACCCCGUUGCUGUGGGUGUCGGGUAGUCCAGGAUGUGGCAAAAGCUUUAUCGCGCAGAACGUCAUCUCUUAUGUUCAAGAGCUUUUUCCUCAACGCGCCAAUCGGAGAAAUCAGACCUCAGUUGGGUAUUUCUUUUUCAAGCAUAUCGAUCCCGAGACAAGGAACUUCCACCGUGCAUUGAGGGAUAUCGCGUUCCAAAUCUAUCAGAACGACCCUUCCUACAGGGAUUAUAUCCAUGCCCACUGCCAUUCGUCCGAUGACAUUAAAUCCAUUCAAGCUGCCUGGAGGGUUUUGUUCAUGAAUUAUUAUCUCAAUCCUCUCGAAGAGGUUGGUGGUAAUGUGAUCAUCGUCCUUGACGGUGUAGAUGAAGCGUUUGAAGAGGACCGUCGAGAGUUUCUAAGUCUAGUCGUGGACAUCGUACACCAUCCUAUCAAGUCUCGGAUCAAAGCUGUUCUCCUUGGGAGGCCAGAAAUAUACGACGACCUAGUGGAAGCUCUGGAUCUGCCGAUUUCAACCAUCCAUGUCAACGCCGACAAAAACAUCGAGGAUAUCACAACCUAUGUUCGAAAAGGCAUCCGUAAGUCCCGGUCGAUAAGUCGGGUUCCGAAACUACAACGCCUGUCAAUUGAAAAAGAUUUAAUAGACAAGGCCCAGGGCAUGUUCCUCUGGGCUGACCUGAUGUUGACAGAGCUUAAUAGGAGAACCAGGGCUAGCACUAUGUUUGAAAGCCUUCACAAAGCACCCAAGGGACUCGAUGCGAUGCUGAAAUACGUCCUGGAGACAUUCAGCAGCAGACUGAACGAGGAAGAGGCAACCGAGCUCAAUAUUAUUCUUGGGUGGGUGGCAUGUUCAGAUAGACCCUUGACCUUGGCAGAGGUAGAUGAGAUACUAUCAGUGGAGUUGCAAACCAACGAUGAUAAACUGGGACUGGAGGACGCAUUGCGUACGCAGUAUGCUUCGCUUUUUGUACUCAACCGGGAGGACGGUUUGACGACAGCAGAUUUAGUUAGUGGGGGAAGAAACAGCUUCGCUCAACCUCAAGAGGACGAGCCGGUUGAAAAUAGUGAUUCUUCUGGCGAGCAGGAACAGGAAUUUAAUUCCAACAAGUCUAGAACCAAAGUCGUCUUCUGCCACGCUUCAAUUGGAGACUACCUUCGCAACCCAGGUUAUGGAAAGGUAGCCGCAGGAGGUGACUCAACACCUGUUGGCGUUGACAUUGUCCAAUUGAGCGCGAGGGCUUUAAAUAUUUGUCUAGCACAAAUAGCUGAUGGGUGGCCGUCCUUCGUUCGUGACUACGCCAUUGACGAGUGGGUCAGCCACCUAAACCAUGUUUGCAAAUAUUUGGACAAACUCGAUCAACAGCAGAAGCAAGAAACAAUUGUCUUACUUUGUCGGAUCCUGAUGUGUCCGGAUCUGGAAGAAAUGUUUCUCUCUGGCGCUGCUCCAUACCCUGUGAUGCAUUUCAUCAAUCCUCAGACCAUCGACUUGAUUGUCUGUCUUCUCGCUGAUCAAGAGUGUAUCAAUACCAUCGAAGACAUUGAAAUGCAGAAAUGGAUACGUGUCUGCAUUCAAGAACCUGCCCAGAUAUUCGUGCCGUUAGGCCGUGAAGUGGCUAAGAGGUGGCUCAUCGACUCCUGGAAUCCAGGGUUCUGCAUGGCCGCGGUCUGGACUAUCGUUAUUCUUCUCAAUGGAGACAACCCACACGAUUUGCUAGAACCCUCGCCUACAUCUGUCGACACUGUCCUGGAAGUUGCUAGGUGGGCACAAUUUGAGGAAAACGCGCGCUGGAAUCACCAUGUCGGGGCUUGUCUCAACUACUUCGGACAUGACGACGCGGCCAUCCAGUACCUAAACACUGCAUUGGCACUGGAGCCAACAUGGGGAGCCAAAAGAGAUCUUGCUGAGGUCUAUAAAAAGCAGGGUCGAUUAGAUGAUUCCCUCCAGUUAUUGAGAGAGAGUGAAGCGCAAUACACACAGCUACUGGCGGGCCACGAAGCCAAAGAUAAGACUCGAGACCUAUCCAAGCUACGCAAUAACCUGGGCUUACUUCAUAUUCAGUUGGGAGAUUAUUCAAACGCCACCCACUGGUUCAUGGCAAGCAUCGAGCUUUGGGAUUAUUCUAACAUUUCGGACGCUGUGUACCUCGUUCUUUGUGUUCUGGUUGCAACCCGAUACUCGCAAUACGAAAGGAUCAUGCAGGUACUCAAGAAAGUCGACAGAGAAGUCUGGCCACUCGACAGUGAUACUUUUUUAUUUCAUAUUUUUAGACAGCACUUCCUGGACUAUAUGAGAUGGGACGGCCAAUUUCCCUUGAUAGUUUCUGUCUCCGCCAAACGCUGUAACAACCUGCAUUGGCUGGAGUCCAAGUACCAAGGUGCGAUCGCAGAAGGAAAUAUGCAACUAGCGAGCGUCAACGACAUAUUCUUCAUGGAGUCGCUAGCUCGCCUGUAUGACAAAUUCUUGGGCGAGGAGGAGAAAGCCAUUGAAAUUUGGAAGGUUAUCAUAGUCCAACAUAGGGUACCUGACUCGCUCGAGUACGAAGCUUUUUGCAGAGCAAGGAAUCGUGCUGUUGCUGCUUACGCCUACCGGCUCCUUACCAACUCUUUAAGAGAAACCGGGAGUUCACAAGCUCUUAUCGUGCAGGAGCUCGAGAAAGUUUGUGACAACGAAAUUAAGUCUUUGUCAACUAAUAGCGCUCUCUUUGAUGGCCAACCAGGAAUUUAUAUGGGGGUAUGGCAUAAACUCAAUGGGCGCGAGCAGGAGGCCAGAGAGUAUUUUAGACCGUAUGUGCCACGGGCUGUAUCCUUUGUCGAUGAAGAUAUUCCCAUAUAUGAUGUGAUGGAAGCACAGCGCAUCCUUGGGCACCUUCUUGCUAUGAUUGGCGAUGAUGAGGAUGCCAUUACGGUUCUCCAGCUCGUCCAUAGCCCUUUUACCACCCGCGAUGGCACUUCCGCUUCGGCAGAGAAACGGAUGGCAUCACCAUGGCCGCUGGUCCUCGAUUACGUUUGGUACUGUCAUAUCUGCGGUCGAUCAUGGGGAAACUUUGUCAAUUGCAACAUCUGCCGCCGGUGCAAUGCGGAUAUUUGCGGAGAAUGCCUCGACGAUCUCAAAACGGGGGGGUGGGGAAAGCCAUGCCUGUGA